CGCUGGGAUUGAGUCACGGCCCUGCUGCAGUUCAGUGUGUGGCCCACCGGAGGCGCAAGGACCGGCGUUCACUGCACAGCUCAGCUGAGCUCGAGACUGAAGCGCGUUCAUCAUCAUCAUCAUCAUCAUCAUGUCCACGGCGGAUCACACAGUCAUGCGCGGCAUCUGGGGCAGGAACGCGCCCGCGGGGAACGCGAUGGAGAAGCCGAAGAACAAGGGCUUCAGUCUGAUCAAGAUGAUGUCUCUGAAUUACAGAAAGGAGAAGAAUCCACAACAGCAGCAGCAUCACAACAACAUGCCCUUCAUGAUCCACAGCCACAUCGGCAAAGAGAUCAAACACAUAUGCAGCAACUGCAGCCGCGUCAGCCACGCGCAGGACGCAGAGGAGGUGGAGAGGCUGGCCUCCGUGGUGUCCGGAUCACACUGCAGGAGCAGGUUCGGCUCUCUGGGACGCCUCUUCAAACCCUGGAAGUGGAACAAGAAGAAGAGCCAGGACUUCACACAGAUGUCGACCGCUCUGGAGAGGAAGAUGUCGGUGCGUCAGAGCCGAGAGGAGCUGAUCAAACGAGGAGUGCUGAAGGAGAUCUUUGACAAAGACUCCAGGAGCACAGCUGUGACGCCGGCCGACCAGAUGAAGAACACACUGCCCUCAGACUGUGAGAGGACGGCCGAGGACCGACAGAGGACCGGUCAGUACACCGCUGACUUCCGUGUGUCUCUGGACGGAGGACUCUGUGCUCAGGACAACACACUCAAGUCGCUCACACUUCCUCCCAAGAAAACCGUCACCUUCCCCAGUGACCUUCAGGAGCCACCGGCCAAACCUCAGCUCAUCCACAAACAGCCUCCCGCCCUGCCGCCCAAACCCUUCUCCAGACGGACCAAUCACAGCACAGACCCGUGUUUGCAGUGGAAGCCGUGUCCUCAGAAGCUGGUGCUGUACUCGUCUUCGUGGGGUCAGUGCUGUGGCCCCCUGCAGCUGCAGUACAGCGCCGCUCACCCGUCCAGCCGGAUCAUCCUGGAGCUGCAGAAGACGCUGGCGCUCACCUUACACAGGCUCGACAGCUCUGCGGUUCACACCGGUCAGUACAGCGCUCCUCUCCGGACCGUGGCCAUCGACUGUGACGCUGAUAAAGAGAACAUCCCCAACGAGUCUGACUACCAGGACCUGCCCUGCGUGUAUAAAGAUGAAGAGCAGGAGGAGGACGAGGAUGAAGAAGAUGAUUCGCUCUUUACAAACGCUCUGGUGCUGAGGAUCUUGAGGAAGGACUCUCUGGCGGUGAAGCUGAGUAACCGGCCGUCUCCGAGAGAACUACAGGAGAAGAACAUCUUACCUGUUCAGACGGACGAGGAGCGACUGCAGUCCAGACAGCUGAUCGGCAAAAAACUCACAGGGAGACUGAGUCAGAGACCCACGGCUGAAGAGCUGGAGCAGAGGAACAUCCUCAAACCUCAUAAUGAGGAGGAGCAGAUGGAGGAGAAGAGAGAGAUCAGACGCCGGCUCUCACACAAGCUCAGUCAGAGGCCCACGGUGGAGGAUCUGCGUCGAGCUCGGAUCCUGACCCGCUUCUGUGAUUACGUGGAGGUGUCGGACGCUCAGGACUACGACAGACGAGCAGACAAACCCUGGACGAGACUCACAGCGGCCGACAAGGCUGCCAUCAGGAAAGAGCUGAAUGAUUUCAAGAGUCAUGAGAUGGAGGUGCACGAGUCCAGCCGUCAUCUGACCAGGUUCCACCGGCCCUAGAGAACAUCCUCAGAUCAGUGGGUUCUCCAGCUCU
Carassius carassius (crucian carp) is the source of this 1781-nucleotide messenger RNA. RefSeq names its product phosphatase and actin regulator 1. Gene Ontology annotation, molecular function: actin binding. The transcript is spliced from 13 exons. Gene Ontology annotation, biological process: stress fiber assembly; cell motility. The coding region runs from base 131 to 1747 and encodes 538 amino acids. NCBI's taxonomy places the organism in Eukaryota, Metazoa, Chordata, Actinopteri, Cypriniformes, Cyprinidae. The record is from RefSeq and is a predicted model, not a curated record.